Molecule: messenger RNA, 1560 nt
Organism: Penicillium odoratum
Lineage: Eukaryota; Fungi; Ascomycota; Eurotiomycetes; Eurotiales; Aspergillaceae
Exons: 6
Coding region: 1-1560 (519 amino acids)
Biological process (GO): amino acid transport; transmembrane transport
Cellular component (GO): membrane
Molecular function (GO): transmembrane transporter activity
Source: RefSeq, a predicted model, not a curated record
AUGGCGACUAUACAAGAUGAUGAUGAGCUUCUGCUGGCGAGAAUUGGUUACACACAGGAAUUACGACGAGAGUUCUCCAGAUGGUCGACUGUUUCGUACGCAAUUAGCAUCCUGGGCGUUCUGGGUUCCGUUCCUGCUACCUUUGGCUCGCCCUUAUCAGCAGGUGGCCCUGCGACAUCUGUAUGGUGUUGGCUAAUUGGGUCCUGCAUGGCUAUGUGUAUCGGUAGUUCCGUGGCCGAGCUUGUGUCGGCAUAUCCAACUGCAGGCGGCAUGUAUUUCGUUGGAAAACAUGUGGUCCCUCCAGAACAGGUCAGCAUGUUCUCAUGGAUUCAGGGAUGGUGCAAUUUGCUGGGUCAGACUGCCGGAGUGAGCAGUGUAGCCUACUCUGUCAGUCAGAUGAUGUUGGCUGCGGUCAGCAUGAACUCGAAUCUCCUUGAUGGAGAGUAUUCAUAUUCACCAACGGCCCUUCAAACGGUAUUGGUUUCAAUUGGAAUCUUAUGUGUUCUCGGUGUCAUCUGCUCGUUGACGACGAAGUCCUUACAUCGGAUUAUUCUUUGGUUUGCUCCGAUCAAUAUCCUGGCGACUAUCGGUAUUUGUAUCGCACUGAUAUAUCUUACCCCGAACAAAAUGCCCGCUGAAUGGGUUUUUACCCACUUCACUGAUGGAUCGGGGUGGGGCUCCAAGACCUUUUCAUUCUUUCUAGGCUUCUUAUCAGUUGCAUGGACUAUGACCGAUUACGAUGGGACCACUCAUAUGUCGGAAGAGACUCAUGAUGCGGCCGUUCAAGGACCGAUUGCCAUUAGGACCGCCGUCUUUGUUAGUGGAAUCUUUGGGUGGUUGUUGACCGUCUGCAUGUGUUUCUGCCUGACAGACUUUGAGGGUAUCCUUCAUACGCCCACCGGCUUGCCUGCUGCGCAAAUAAUUUUCAAUGCCGGAGGGAGAACAGGCGGCACGGUCAUGUGGUCAUUCGCCAUACUGGUACAAUUUUUCACUGGCUGCUCAGCCAUGCUGGCUGAUACCAGGAUGGCAUACGCAUUUGCCAGAGAUAAUGCUCUGCCAUUUUCAAAGUUUUUUGCUAAGGUCAAUCCACAAACUCAUACCCCGGUCAAUGCGGUUUGGUUCGUGGUCAUUUUCAGCAUUGCUCUGAAUUGUAUUGCUAUUGGCUCUACUGAAACAGCGACGGCGAUCUUCAGUGUCACAGCGCCUGCGCUUGAUCUCUCUUACGUUUCGGUGAUUCUAGCUCACCAGAUCUACAAGUCUAGAGUCAAAUUUGUGGAGGGACCCUUCACUCUUGGUAGAUGGGGAGCUCCUAUCAACUAUGUUUCCGUCAUCUGGGUCUUGUUUAUCAGCACCAUUCUAUUUUUCCCGACUCAGAUUCCUGUCACCAGGGCCAACAUGAAUUACGCCAUUUGCGUGGCUGCUUUCAUUGCCAUAUUUGCAUUAGCAUGGUGGUGGGUUGAUGCUAGAGGCAAAUACACUGGGCCUCAGACUAAUGACACGAUUCACGAAAUCCCAACCGAAGAUUACUGCUACGAGAACGAUCAAGAAGUCAGUGUGUAG